AUGGCGGAGUCCUUUACCGCCAAGAGGAAGCGUGAGGAUGGUGGCGAGAACGGGGCAACCGCGACCCAAGAAGAAAAUGCCGCCGCCGCCGCCGCCGCCAGCUUCCCCUUGGCUGGCAUCACCAUUCGCAAAGUGCUUAGGGAGUCUGCGCGGGACAAGUCGAUCUUCCUCCACGGGCAGGUGAAUAGCACUUCCGGGGAUGGGAUGGAUGCUGUAGUGAUCCUGGAGAAGAUCCCUUUCCAGGAGGAGAACAUUGCCGAGCUGCUAAAGAGACACACAAAGCUCCAGCUCCUGAUGUCCAAUGAUAUCUACAGCACUUACCACCUUCAACUUCCUCCCGAACUGAAUGAGAUAAAAACAACCGUGGUGUACCCAGCAACAGAGAAACACCUUCAGAAAUAUUUGCGUCAGGAAGUGUAUCUCAUCCAGGAGACUGGAGAGGAUUACAAAAACAUUACCCUCCCAUUUAUCCAGUCUCAGAGUUUCAGCAUACAGUGGGUAUACAACAUCUUGGAGAAGAAGGCUGAGGCAGAUCGAAUAAUCUAUGAAAACAUGGAUCCUGUUAAUGGAUUUGUUCUCAUUCCAGAUUUUAAAUGGAAUCAAAAGCAGCUGGACGAUUUGUACCUGAUCGCCAUCUGCCACUGCCGGGGAAUCAAGUCACUGAGAGAUCUCACAGCUGCACACCUGCCUUUGCUUAGGAACAUCUCACAAGAAGGGAAGGAGGCCAUAGCCAAGCGUUUCGGCAUCGCUGGGUCCCAGCUACGGAUCUUCCUGCAUUACCAGCCGUCUUACUACCACCUCCACGUCCAUUUCACCGCCCUGAGCUAUGAGGCGCCAGGAUGCGCAGUGGAGCGAGCCCACCUCCUCUCAGACGUGAUCAGUAACUUGGAGCUUGACCCCCAGUACUAUGAGAAGUGCACUCUGACCUUCGCUCUCCGGGCGGAUGAAGCCCUGCUGAAGAAAUUCCAGGAAGCUGGUCGAGUCUGAGCCCUUGGGGAUUGCUGAGCAAAGAGUGUGUCUCUUUCAUGCAGACAGUUUUGUAUUGUGUUUAGAUGCUUGUCUACAGUUUGUAAGAUGAGUGUUAUAUUUCCAUUCCUAUUGCUGGCACAGCAUUUGUUUUUUAUCUAUCAAUAAAUGGCCAUAUACCAGA
Molecule: messenger RNA, 1150 nt
Organism: Varanus komodoensis (Komodo dragon)
Lineage: Eukaryota; Metazoa; Chordata; Lepidosauria; Squamata; Varanidae
Gene: DCPS
Product: decapping enzyme, scavenger
Exons: 6
Coding region: 1-987 (328 amino acids)
Biological process (GO): deadenylation-dependent decapping of nuclear-transcribed mRNA
Cellular component (GO): nucleus; P-body
Molecular function (GO): hydrolase activity; RNA 7-methylguanosine cap binding
Source: RefSeq, a predicted model, not a curated record